Molecule: messenger RNA, 1381 nt
Organism: Drosophila obscura
Lineage: Eukaryota; Metazoa; Arthropoda; Insecta; Diptera; Drosophilidae
Gene: pirk
Exons: 1
Coding region: 425-1024 (199 amino acids)
Source: RefSeq, a predicted model, not a curated record
UCGGGCACUGAUAUCGUUCAAAAGCCGACAAGCUAACAUUCAGUCAACAUCUGGGACCAGUUUCGUCGCGAAAGUGAACUUCAAAUACUGAACAGCGGGAGUUCCCCUUGCGGAAGCAGACAUUAUCAACAACGCGCAUCGCGGAUCGCUGUUAGCAACAACAAACACAAUUGGAUAUUAUAACCUUAACAAACCAAAAAAACAGGGGACCACCGUCCGCUUGCUCAUCACAUAGCCGUAGCAGACAUUCCCAAAGCGAGAGAGAGCCGACCGUGAGCGAACACCUACACAUACCUACAUACGUGGUAGAGUAGAGAAAGAUAUAUAGAGAAUGAGCCAAUGCUGACCGGACUACAGCAACGGUGAUUUUUGCGAGUGAUUAGCAGUGGAAAGCAACGACAAAACCUGAGGUAAUUCACACAAAAUGGGAGUUCGUGUGAUAGAGGCGGAUUCGGCCAGUGAUUCGUAUGACGAUGACGAGUGUUCGACGUGCAACAAAGAGCAAUGCAAAGCACCGAAUAAGGCCAAAACUGGCAGUGGCAAGAGGAGCCCCUCGCCCCAAGAGGGUGCCAGCUUUAUCAGCAGGGAUCUGGUGGGCAACUGCAAGGAGUACCGCAUCGAGAACAAUACCCGGGAUCUGCGUAUCAUAGGCAAUGGCAACCGGAUAAGGAUUGUCAGCAACUCCGGCCAACUUCAGGUCAUCGGCAAUGCCACUAGAUUGAAAAUCCAAAGCAAUAGUGGUUCCCUCAAGUACACGGGGAAUGACGGACGUAUCUAUUUGGGAAGUAAUUCCCAGCAGCAGAGUGUCGACUACACUGGCUGCAACGGCCUCUUGAAGGUCGUGAAAUCCCUGGAUCUCGACAGCAGCGGCAAGAAGCACAGCAAGCGUGCACACACCCUCAAAUCAAAGCAGACACCCAAGCAGACGCCAUCGAUGGGCAUUGAGAUCGAAAACAAUGUCACGAUCGUGAAUGGCGUGGCCGGAAAUAUUGUGAUCAAGAAUGCCAUCAAUGUGAGCAUAUGAACCUAGGAGCAGAGCAGACAGGGAGCUCUCUAAGUAAACCUGGCCAAAGACUAAUAAUGUAAUUGUUUCUUGCCUCUGUAUUGAAUUGUUCCUAGCAAGUGUAGUCAUUAGUCUAAUCGUAUGUAACUUCCGAUUGCUACAAACAAACCAUUCAGCAUUGUAAAGUAUUAUACUCCAUCAUAUGUUUAAGUAUUUACAUAUACAUAUGUAUGUGCACAAAGAUUAGAGCAUUAUUUAUAGUCGUAGCAUAAACCAUGAUGAACAAAGAUUGUGCUUCAUUCCAAGAAUGAAUAAUUUCAUUAAAGAAACCAAAAUAUUAUGAAAUGAAAUCAUUUUAGGAGUUCUUCUUUCUAUUUU